Molecule: messenger RNA, 1190 nt
Organism: Eremomyces bilateralis CBS 781.70
Lineage: Eukaryota; Fungi; Ascomycota; Dothideomycetes; Eremomycetales; Eremomycetaceae
Exons: 1
Coding region: 376-1026 (216 amino acids)
Source: RefSeq, a predicted model, not a curated record
CGGGUAGUCCCAGGUCGUAAGGUAGAUUCCUUCCGGGGCAGGAGUUUGAACGAUCGCAACCAAACAGUAAGACGAGGAAUCAUUGAACAAUUCCCAUCUAUACAAUGGUAUAGCACCAAAGCGGCUGGUAUAAAAACUGCCUACUGGCGUUGGAGGUUCGACUACUUGCACCGGCUGGUUGUCCGGAAUCCUCCAGCUCCGCCAGGGUCGAGAUAAUCAAUUUCUAUUUUCAAAGGAACGUUAGACUUACCUGUGUAUCUGAGACAGAUCAGCAAAUAGAUAAACUGUAUGGGAUGACUGCUCAAGGAGGGGAGGUGAGAAUGUUAUUUCAUGAUUAGUCGUGCGGCCUGAUUAGUGAACACUCCAACCUGCCAAAUGGGACAUAUAUGUAUCAACUCCGGCGCAUCCCCAUCGACCAUUCGCGCCCCAAAGACCAAGAAUAGCAAAAACCAAGCAAUAGCUAUCAACCACUACGCUCUUGCACCCCCCAAUUCAGAUAUGCCGUUCUGGAGAAUCUACCAUCCCGAAGGCACUUUCGCCACAGAGGAUCACAAACGUGGCCUCUCUCAAGAUAUCACCAGCAUCUACAGCAGCCGCGGCCUCCCUGCCUUCUAUGUUGUCAUCGUUUUCAUCCCCAUCCAUGCGGGUAACUUCUGGGUUGGCGGACAGCUGCGCGACACUCCUCCAAAGUCCGACUCUUCAUCAAUUGCCGAUGGAUCCCCGACAAGCUCGAACAAGCCUUUCAUCCGGAUCUUCGCUAGCAACAUUGCAAGACGGUUGCCGAACCCGGUGUACAGAGACAGAUUCUUGAAAGCGGUGGAUGAGAAACUGAAACCACACAUUGCAGACUGGGGAUAUGACUGGGAAUACCAUUUGGACGAAACGGAGCGCGAGUUGUGGAAGAUCAACGGAAUGGUACCACCACCGACUGGGAGUGAAGAUGAAAAACGCUGGUUUAGCGAGAAUAAACCUCUGGAAUUGGAAAGUGCAUUCAAUGACGAACCAGCGCAUCUGGGCAAGUUGUAAAUAGGACUUGGUAUCGACUGGGACAACUCAGCUCCAGAAUAGUUGAGAAUAUUACCCUAUCAUGACUCGCUUCAACUGGAUAAAAGAGGCGCGCAUCUUCGCAAUACCUUUGCUAGCACCAUCAACGAUAACACGGUAUACUUGAACUAGAGAGCGGAAAAUGG